This is a messenger RNA of Talaromyces atroroseus, 3030 nucleotides long. RefSeq lists its product as hypothetical. NCBI's taxonomy places the organism in Eukaryota, Fungi, Ascomycota, Eurotiomycetes, Eurotiales, Trichocomaceae. The record is from RefSeq and is a predicted model, not a curated record. The transcript has 3 exons. Bases 1 to 3030 code for a protein of 1009 amino acids. Gene Ontology annotation, molecular function: protein binding.
AUGUAUCGCUUUGACGAAUCUACCAAGGUACCACGUUCCCUUCGAACUCAGAUGAGCAUGGACGACGAUAUGACAGUAGCUACCACCACACCCGGGUCGAGUUUUUCAUCAGUCGGCUCAGCGCAAAGCGCUCCCUCAAGUAUCGACGAUGAUCCCGAAUAUGUGCAGCAGACGGUCAAGGCCGCCAAGGAUGCAAACUCUGAGACCGCUCGGAAAUCGAGUAUAAAGAAACUCACCCAGGAGGAGACCAUCGAGUUGACUCGACGGACAGUGGAAAAUGGAAUCCAAGAUACGAAACGGUCGCUGGCCGGCAACGAGGCCGUGAGUGAUGUUGUGCGGCCGAAAUUGACGAUUGAUCUCGGCCAUUCACAUAUUGCGCAAAUCCCUGAGGAAGUCGUCGAUAUAAUCAAAGAUGAGGUGGAAAGGCUCUCUUUAUCUAAUAAUCAACUUCUUCGUAUUCCCUACCGUUUCGGAGAAUGCGCUCAUCUACGUUAUCUCAACAUUCGCGCCAAUAACUUUCGCGAAUUUCCAAAGGGGAUUUAUAAGUUGCCCUUGCUCGAGAUUUUAGACCUGAGCCGAAAUAAGAUCAGCAGGAUUCCAGAUGAAGUGCGACGGCUUACAUCACUGCGUGUGUUCUCUAUAAUGCAGAAUCGCUUGGAUGAUCUACCGUCAGGGCUUGCAGAUAUGAAUAAAUUACAGAUCCUCAAGGUGUCAGGAAAUUUCCUCAAAUAUCCUCUUAGGCGGGUUCUAGAAGACAAGGAGGGCGAAGUAGCAGCUCUGCCCAUGUCGACAAACGAGAAGGAAGUAUUGGUGACUGCAGAGUUGAAACGCUUCCUCAAGACCAGACGACAAAGCGCAACGCCGGAGCCAGAGAGCGGCAGCGAGGCGAGCGAACCGAUGAUUGACACUCCCAAACCUGUGAAACGCGGUGGCAAUAGUCGAUUUCCUGUGAUACCUAGCACCGGCGACGGUUCGUCAGACCCGCGAUCCCCAAACCUUUCAAGACCGCCGCCUAUCCCUCUGAGGUCUCACCAACGUUUAGCCUCAGGCCAGGCGUCUUUGCAACAGGGCUUCUCGAGAUCUGGAGUCGCCCCUGUUCCGGGAGUCAGCGAGCGAAACCGUAGCAACAGUGAAGGAAUAAUACCCCUGUCGGCGCGCAACAAGCGAAUGGGGCUGAUUUCACGCAGAACAGAGCUGUCGACGCUCGACGAAAUGCGGCCAUAUCGAAAUAGCCACUUGCGAGGUCUCAGUCACGGUUCCCUUCUUCGAACCAAUUCAGGUAGCGGGCGAAAUGGCAGCACCUCUUCCAGUCCUGGAAGUCCUCGCGACGAACGCAGACGAAUAAGGGACGGGCCAUCUCGGCGUAUGUCAAGCUUACCCGAGCAUAGAGAGGAGACAGCGCAUGCACCAAUCGUCAAAGGUGCCAAGGGGAUUUUAUUUUCCUUGUUUCAAAUUCACUCUCACAUGUCUACUUUGAUCAAUGUGAUCAAGGGAGACGACGCGCGACGGCACAGUUUGGAGAUAGUAUUCUACAAUGCGUCUACACAUGUGGAACAACUGAACGAGGCCUUAGAAAGCAUAGUCGACAUGGAUCCAGACAACCGAGAUUUUGCAAGACUCUCAAGCGACAUUAAGCGUGAAUGCGUGACGUGUUUGAUGGCAUAUACACAUGUAGGAGCGCAGCUUCGCCAAGGAACACAGAAAAUCGUUGAGCAAGGCGACCCACGAUAUGUUCGGUCGCUUAUGCUCAUGAUGUAUGGCAGUCUUCUGGAGCUACGCAAUGCUUGUAUUAGUCUCGGGGCAUCAUUAGCCACUCGAAAAGAAAAUGAUCCUGUGAGUGGCAGGCCUGUUAUCGAAUCCAGGGAGGAACCGGUGCCAAAUUCUCCCGACAACUUGCCUGCGUUUGCGGCAACUCCAACAAGAGAGCCUACUCAGCCAAUACGUCGGUUCAGAAGCGAUACUAUGAUUCAACAUCCUCAAAGCGGACCUUCAGCUCCGGUACCAUCCAGUGCAGUGUAUCAGACCUCUACUCUCUCUCCAGGCCAAACCACGCCGAGCGUUUUCGGCAGUCGAAGCCGAUCCAAUAGUCGGACUGCUGCAGUACUGAAUUCAUCAGGUGCAUCUUCUCUAACAACACCUCGUUCGGGAGAGGCGUUCCCACCUAUCCCAACGAUGCCUGCGAAUCGGAUCAAUCCAGUUACUGGACUGGAUGAGUUUGUAGAAGAGCAGAUAUUCGAGAAGAUUUUCAAGCAACUCACGUCGGCAUACAACGCGGCACUCCGCGCUCUACCCUCUGCCAGUCACCAAUUUUCUCGGUGUCUAGAAAUAGCGGAAACUACCAGAGAACCUGAAGAGAUCCGUAUCAUGUGGAAUAACCUCAUACGACGGUGCAAUGCAUGCUAUGAAAGCUCCGAAGCACUUGGACAGAAGCUAUUGACGAUGAAAGUCAAGGAGCCUGGAGGCGGAACAAGAAAUCAAAAGGACUUUUGGCAAUUGUGCAAAGUGUUUAUGCAGUCGUUUGUCGACCUAGUGACUGAUAUGCGAGAAGUGAGGAACAUGCAGCUCCUACCGCCAGACAUCAUCUCCAUCCUACGACCUGUUCAAAAGGCCAGCAGAGAGGCAGGGCGAUUGAUUGAAACGUCCCCUUGGUCUUAUUUUGCGAACUUGCCUGCUGCCCCAAGUAUCCCAUAUAUCUACGGUCCUCCAUUACAGACCAACACCACCGCUACCGUUACCACUACCACUACUGCCGCACCUUCUUCUACCAUCUCUACCACUCAACAUCACCACCCAUCCUCAUCGGCACCGUAUCUCAGUCACCAUACUGGAAGACUUACCAGCGUUUCCCCACAAUCAUCCGCUUUGCCUGCCACGCCUCUAAGUGCAGCAUUGGGACCCGCUGUCCAAGCAACCAUACCAUCUACGCCAGCAAAUGCCUACACCGACCGCUUCUUUGCAGGCGACGUCUUCCAACGAGCAGAUACGUUGCUAUCAAUGCAAAACCAGGCUCCGUAUCUCUAUCGCCGAUGA